AUGGCGGCUCCGCAUCACCUGCUCCGGUCCCCUCACUGCGGUGGCGUCGGCAGCGCGUGGUGGGACAUCACCUCGGCGCCUCUGGUUUGCAGCCUGCUGCAUCAGGCCCCUCCUGGAGAGUUCGCCCAGGUGGUCCAGGACCUCCAGGCGCUGGUGCAGGACCAGGAGCUGCUGAGGCGUGAGGCCACCCGUGCCCGGGCCCGGCACAACAAGAGCCACUUCCCCCCAGCCCGAAUAAACGGGCACACCGUGCUCGUGACCCGCUACAACGAUUUAGGAGGAAACCGCUUCUUUGACCCGCAGGACAAACUAUCUUUUGCGUUUGACCACCUGAGUGGGCUGGCCGGCCAGUACCAGCUUCAUGACGUGCUGCUGGAUGAGGGGGAGCUGUGGAGAGGGGCCCUCCAGAAGGGCCUGGCAGCGUACGUGAGCUGCCACUUCCCCGCAGGCAACUGCUCCGUCUUCCGAAAAAACGUGAGGGAGACGCAGAUCUUUGUGGCCUGCAUUGAGGCUCACCACUACCAGCCGUCGGGAUACUGGAAUGGCCUCUGGAAGUCCGACUGGACCCUGGCCCUGACUCCAGCCACCACUCAGGUUACGGGGAUCUUCUUCCUCCAAAUGCACUACUUCAACGGUGCCAACCUCCACGUAACUGUCAGUAAGUCUGUGAGUGAACCGCUGAAGGUGAUAGACCGAAGUCAGCUUGCCAUCGAUUUUGUGAAAUUUGUGAAAGCUGAGGACACCAAGCUGCACGUCGCCAUUCUGGAGAACAUGCAGGCCUUGUCGGAGGACAUAUGGGGGAAAAAUCUGCGGAGGAAACUCCCUAUCACUCGCACUUUUAUAAACUGGAACAGACUGUUGAAUGAGCAGCGUCUGUAG
Molecule: messenger RNA, 879 nt
Organism: Struthio camelus australis
Lineage: Eukaryota; Metazoa; Chordata; Aves; Struthioniformes; Struthionidae
Source: RefSeq, a predicted model, not a curated record